AUGGAUCUCAUUGAUUGAACAGGAGCUCACCUCACACCUUCAGGAAAAGAGUAAAAGUGUUCAAGUUUAAGUGUUUUUAUUUCUUCGUAAGAAGUACUCAUACGCCACGAUAAGUGUGAAGAUUUCCGUUUAAUUUUACUAGGAAACAAAUGGUCAAAAUUAUGAAGUGUAAGUGGAUUUAAUCAAUUUUCCCCUAAUAUUAGCAAUUUUAUCAAUGUGCUAUUCAACGUUUAAUCAAUCGGUUUUUCAAUCAUCUUUUCCGUCGAAGCUAUUUAUUUAAGAUACCUUUUUUUUGUGUCACCGAUGCUAAUCUGUGUGAUAGCUCAGUUUAAACUGAGGAUGUAAUAAAGAAGUGUCGGAAAGAAUGGGAAAAACAUCAAUUAAACGUACGAUAAGAGAUGUGGUCGUGUGCAUGAAAACCACAUGAGUCUAUUAAAUUAGUGUUAAUAAUAUGUUUAAAGUAGCGUACGAUCGUUUCGCUUCGCAUUGAUUUCCUUGUUUUCUCCAGCCAAUCUCUCUUCUGAAGUAUCAUUGACUGAAUUUCGAGUUCGCGCUCGCCUUUGCCAGCGCAUAAUUCCAUGUGCAUGUGUGUGUGUGUGUGUGUGUAUGUUUUGUCUGCACAGCAAGUGAACUCACACGCACCCUGCGAUUUCUAUAUCAUUAAUAUCCCGAUGUAGCUGGCUAAAUCGAAUCUGGCCGCAGCGCAGCAAAACAAAAACGGCAUAAAGAAAUAGUGUUUGAGCAUAAAAUGUGAACAAACAACACAACGAUCGACCGCAAGGCGCAUAAUUGAUGGUGAAAAACCAAUUGGAAAAUGAUCAUACGAUGCGAGAUGUGUAUAAAUAUGCCGAUAAUCACCUGUUUGAUAAUAUAUGCCAAUUAAUAUUGAUCACUGGAUCAUAAUCACAAUUGCUCGUGCUCGCGCUUCGAUUUCGUUGCCAUAGCUUUAUUUUUGCUACAAAAAUUUAAAUUGAUUUAUUGGCUCAAUUAGUUUUGCGUAUAUGUCUCCUCUCUGCUGUGCACUGGCACAUACGAUGGACGACGAUGGAGUUGCUGUUUUUUGCAUUUUUUUUUUUCUCUCUCUUAUUUUUCGUCUUUACAUGCUUGCACGCAUAUUCGAAACGGUGAAAUUUUUACGCUCGUUUUCUUCUCCGUCAGAAACUCAGAAAUGAAAAUGUUCUUUGAUUCGAUGGCAACAUAAUUUAUCGAAAAUACGGUCGAUUUGAGUACACACACACACACACACACAUACGAGACACAGUUUCUGUAAAAUAUCUUUACAAAUUGGCCCAAUCAAUUGACGAAUGCAAGAGUCGUACGCGCACGCACACACAAACCCCGUAAAUAAUGAUCUAAUAAAUUUUGCAAAGUGUAAAACCACAAUAAAGCAUUAAAUUACCGGAUUAACUCUAUAAACAAAUGCGAGAUUCAUUCACGAAAAGCCGUGUGCGUUUUUUUUUUUUUUGAAACAGGCAUUUGUUGAGCACGUGUUUGAAAACAUCGAAUUCUUCGCAAUGAUUUAAAGCCGGUUAGCAAACGCCGCUUUAUUUUCGUCUGAUAUUUUGAAUUGUUUCUCAUUCGUCACGCAUUUCGAUUAUUACAUAAUAUUGAGUUAAUAAUUUGUGCCGGCAACAAAAAUAAAAUGCACACGCAGUCAGUGAUCGAAAACAUAACAAUGUAGCGGUGCGAUUGGCGUCAGGCCAAUUAAUCAACCGUUAAACGGAAAUUCUAGUGAAUAUUAGUCACACACACACACAAACAUACCAAAUUGAAUUGCCUUUAUAUGGGUUUUGGGAUUUUCGCAUUCUGUAAUAUCGUGAUUGUUUUUCGAGUCGUUAAUUUUUAAGUUAUACAUUAAAAUUGAUGCGGUCAUAUUAACAAUACAUGGCUUAAUCAUACUUCGUGUUUUGUUCGCAGUGAAAAGUCGUUCGGUGUUUGGUCGCGUGUCAUACUCGGCUCAUGUAAUUGAUAUCUCGCUCUUUUUUUAUCGUCAAUUUGUCAUUUUGCCUUGCCUGGCGCUGCUUAUUUUUUUUUUUGCUUCAAUAUUCUCUCGUUGCAAAACGGUGUGUGUCACGAUAACGAAUUCGUAUUUGCGUUCACUCAAUGUUUGUACAUCGCAUCGUCAUAAUUCAGCUAUUUAGGAGGUAUGACGAGCGCACAACAGUAUUCCAGCUAUUCAAAUAUAAGGUGAAUCAAUUCGAUUGUUUUGCACCACUUGAAGCACAUUAUCAAUCUGAUAACUGGAGGAUUAAAACUUGUGAUGUGUUCACUCUGACUGUAUGACAAAUCCAAACAAUAACAAAGCGAUGUGUUUUAUUUUGCGGAAUGUGAUAAUCGAUUUGUUUAGAUCUUUGUUACUCAUCAAACAUGCUGUAGGUCAACGAUUGAACUAUUUAAGCAUCAACAAUUGUAAUUCGAAACGAAUCGACGAAAGCGAAUGUGGUGUGCGUGGAGCAUGCGAAACGUUGGUUGUCGGUCGGUCGUAUGCGAAGCAUGUUUGUGUGUGACUUUCGGUUCGAGCACACGCGUUCCCCCUCUCUCUCUCUCUCUCUGUCUACGCGCAACAUAUUCAUUCAUGAAAAUCGACUACGCGUCAUUGUUCAUUGACAAGAUGUGAGCAUGUCUGCUCAUGUAUUUGGCCCAUAAGAGUGCCAAAGUCGUGGCAUCGUCAUCGUUUUGCUGCCGCGACGGUGCCGUUGGCGUAGAUGACUAAUUCUUCAAUUUAGACUAUUCGCUUUGACUCUAGCCCGCGCUUCGAAAACAGACAGACGAGAGAGAAAAAAAAAACGGCACUUCCACUAUUGAUUACACAUGGUGCGUUAGCUUCGUUUUUGUGUAUAGCGUUUCGGCAGUGCUGGAUAUCGUGUAAACGGCAUUCGUCAUACAUAUUUUGCCGAAAUUCAAAUCGGAUUCUUGGAAUAUUGUGUGAUAUUGCUCCCCCCGCCUCUCUGAUGGAAUGUAACAUAAUAGACCGUCAAAAUGCUUCAAUAGUUUUUUUUUGUUCAGAGUAUGACUAAUGCACUGUACCAGCGGACCAGUGGUACUUUCUGUGGGUUAGAUGCGAUUUCAUCGAUCGCAUUUGUUAUUUAAAUUUCUUCUUUUCAAAAACACAAAACCGUUCAUAAUUUUAUUAAAUUAGCGACUGUGUUUUUUUUUUAUAAUUCAAAACUGGCUCGAUUGAACCGGCAUCAGGUGCAUAUGAAUUUCGCAAAUUUGUGAAAUAACCGUUCUUUAGUUUAAAAAUAGACAAUGGAUAUCAUCAACGUGGCCAAUGACUAAGAUAUCAAGCGUAUAAAGCAAAAACUAAACGUAAGUCAUUGUUCGAUAAACCAUCGACCAUCGACCAUAGAAAGUAUAGAGAAAGAGUGAAGUGUUUGUAUCAUUCAAAUAAACGUAAAUUAGCAUGAGACCCAAUUAAAUUUGCUACUUUUGGUGACCAACAAGUUGAGUGGUUGGUUCGUGUUGUGUUUGUCGUGUUUAUUGGCCGUAAAGGUGAUUAUCGGAUUAAAAGUCGGUUCUUUAUUGAUUGUUGCACAUUUCGAAUAUGAUGAACAGUCAAAAACAACAGACCCAACAAAAGACGUUCACGCGUUACGCGACUGAUGAGCACGACGAACGAGCGAGCGAGCGAAAGAGAUAAAUGUGUGAUAAAACAUUAAAUUGAAUAUAGAGACAUAGAAGACCGCCCGUUGAUCGAAAAAUGAAUAUGCAUGCCACUCUCGAUAGUGAUGAAUCCACCGUGUGUUUCGAGUUGUGUCAUUUUAUUUUUCGUUCGCUUGCUAUCUCCCUCUCGGACACAGCAUUCAGUCGGGUGGGUGAAUUGGUGUCCGUGUGCAUUUUACAACUUGUAAAGUGCGAAACUAACUGAUUCACACAGUCGCGCACAGCCACACAGCAGCAUAAGAAAAGUACGCACGAAAUUACAAAUGCGAAAGAGAAAAAGUAAACCGAACCGUGUGCAACAACGACUAUGACUCAAACGUUCUCUUCGAUUGCAUUGCAUUGGAGAGCUCAACUGCUAUGUGCAAUUGCUCUUUGGUCUCUCUGUACAAUUUUGCAUGUGAUCAGUAGUGCUGUCCCACUCUCUUCUCUUUUCUUUCUUUCUUUUCUUCUCUUGUCCGUGUGAUUCUUUCAUUCACCCCAAAAGAACGUUCCGCAGCAUUUCUCUCUCUCUUCUGUUCCUUUUUACGUGUUUUGUUCGCUCUCUCACAAUUCUUUUCUCACACACUAAAAACUGGCGAUCCAUCGUUCGCUCUGUAUACUCGAUCGCAUUUGUACAAAUCUCAGCAAGGGCAAAACAAACCGAACCGAGUGAGUGUGUGAGAGAGAGAGAGAGAGAGGGAGCGCGCAAAGCAAAAGCAAGCAAACACACAUGCAUAUAAAUACACACAAACGCAUUGCGCAUACAACAAAUCGGACAGCAGCGAGCCAACAACAAAUCACAGCGUUCGAAAAAAAAAACUAACAACAACAAUAACGACGACAACGACGACAACGAAGAAGAGAAGACACAGACACCUUGCUGCCUCUACUGCAGAAUCUUUUUUAGUUUAUGGGCUUUUGAACGAAAUAACAAAUUCAGUCUCAGUUUGGUUCCGAGCAUUGUCACGUUAACACGUCUCAAUCAGCGCACACACGAUUGUCGCUCUCUCACUCGACUACAUACAUUUUUUUUUUCUUCAUUUCCCACAUCGGUGUGCUCUCCAACACGAUUCGAAAUUCGUAUCAUUGCAUAUUCUCAUCGAAACCAUCAUUCCGAACGGUUGUGUGUUGUUCGAUAUACGCGAUUGAAUAAAAAAAAAGAAAAGAAUUUAUUCCUCGGUUUUCGUCCUAAUUUAUUUUUUCAAUCAACAAUUGUGCAAAGUUACUUACUAUUUCGUGCCCGACGACAUAAACACUAAUUUUAUGCUAUUGUGAAAUUGUUCAAUUUUAACGACGACAACGAUCAACGUUGAGAUUUUUUUUUUUUUCUUAAUAUUGAUUUGUCAAUUUGUGCGAUAUUUUUCUGUUGUUGUGAAAAGUCCAAGAAAUGAAAAUUGAAAAUAAAUUUUGUGAGAAAAAAAUAAUAACGACUACGACGACAAGAAACGAACAAAGUUUCUAGAGAGAAAAAAAAUUAGUUGAAAAACAGUGAACUGUCCGGAAAAAAAAGAGUUUAGAAAAUUUUUCUCGUUGCCGGUGGAUCAGUUAAGUUUUCCAUCAUUGAUCACAUUGGGAAAUUGUUUUGUGUGCCAGUGAAGCUAAGAAGAUGCGGUAUUUAACAACGCUUGUCGUUGCACUUUGCAUUCUACUUAGCUUUGCAGACGGUGCACCAUCAAUGGCACGUCAAAGGCACAGGCGCCACUACUGGCCGGCCAACGAUCAAUUCCAUCCAAAUAAAAUCAUUUGGAACAACUCGUGCGGUGGUACGGUGCCAAAAAAUGACACCUUCAGCGAUCACAGAAAUCGAACGGCAAAACCGCUGAAAGGAUUACGAAAUGAGCUGCCAAAUUAUUUGGUGCGUUUGAAUGAUCAACGCGCACAAGCCAUCGAUACAGAUGAUGUGUCACAAUGGUUCUCAGAGCCAUUCAACGCCACAUACAAGUUCCUCGCGCAAAUCAAUGCAUCAACAUCCAAUAUUCACUUGCGAAAGCGCCAUAUCGAGACGCAAGUGUACGUUGGUGCAUUUCAGUACUUGAGAUAUAAGCAAUUGCAUCACGACACCAUUCGAAACGUGAACAUUAACAAAACGAAAACAUUGGAGUACCUGUUGAUACUCGCAAAGAAUUUGCUGUGUGAAAUUGAGACGGCCAUCAACAAUACUGGGAUGAAGAUGCCAGUUAUCCUGUCAAGGGCAAUGAUGGACAACCGACUGACAUUCCGGAAUAAUGGCCGGCGCAUACGCAAACCGACAUCUGAUUAUGUGGACGAGGUCGAUGAAAUCGACAGUAAAUUCGCAAAGGUCCGUUUCAGCGAAUACCUACAAGGUUUGGAACAAGUGCUGAAAAAUCGAAUGGGAAAACAACAUCACCACAUUAAGAAGAAGCCACGGCCAACCAGAAAGCUGAAGAAAAAUUUGAAACAGAACGCUGUUGUUGGUGCUGUACGGACAAAAGUGAACAAACCAAGCAUUGACAAUGUGCAUCAUCUGCACGAAAAUCAUAUUGACGGCAGUGUUGCAUCGAUGAAGAGACAUCGGAGCCAGAAACACCGAAAUCUGUUCGGUCCACAGCAGGCACGAAGUCAGAAGCAGUUGCGAAAGGGGAUUGCUUCAUUGCGACCCAACGAAAUCAACAUGUUUCGAAAUCAUCGGAAAAAUGUGUCAGCCGUAAAAUCGGCAGCAGCAGCAGAACCAAUGGUUGCGUCAAAGACUUCAACGACAACAACAGUCGCACCACAAAUCUAAUGUACACUCAAUCAAACUCGCCAAUAUCGUCACCCAUCACCAUUCCUUCGAAAGUAUUAUAGUAACUCAAUCAUUCUUUAAUUUUGAUAUCAUCGAAUAUGCAUACGGGUUUGAUCGAUAUGCAGACUAUUUAAUUUAUUUUUUUUUUAGCGAUAGGUCGUGAUACGUUCAUGUUGUGUCGACAUUUAAUUUAUAUGAAGAAGAAGAAGAAGAAGAAAAAGAAAGAAAGAAUGAAACCUAUUAGGAGAAAAAAUGUGCCCAACGAACAGAAAAAAAAAAAUGUUUGCUCUCGUAGUUGUUCCCCUAAGGACAUUUUUGAUAAUAUGUAAUUAGUAAAUUUCAAUUGCUUUUUACUUAGAUCUAUCUUGACGCUGUGAUAUAAAGCUCUAAGUAUUUAUGUAUGUAUUUAGUUUAGAUUUACGCUUGGAAAUCGCGACAUGGAAAUAACAAAAGAAAAACGCCAAAUAUUUGCCUUUAACUCAAUCGAUCGUUUAAAAACGCCAUUUUAGAAGGAAAAACAACAUGAAUUUAUAUAAAUAAUUUGCAAACAAAUGUCCGUUCAGAUUUUCGGCAAUUUUUCAGUUCAUUGAAAAAUUUGUGCGCGACAAAUUCGAACGGACGUACCAACCACUUGCACUGUUUCCACUGCAUUGCUCUCUAUGGUCGUUUCUUUUGUUUAAACAAAAUGCGAUUCAGAAGAUGAAAUUUUUUGUAUAAAAAAAAAAAAUUGAGGAAGAAGAAAGAAAUGUAAAUAGUUUGUAAGUGAAUUGGUUCCUACAAGUAAAUUUGCCUUAAAAACAGAUACUUAACAUUCGUCCAAGUAUUAGACACUAAGAAUUUAUUUCUUCUUCUUUUUUGCUUUUGCGCGAUUCAAUGAAAUUUACUUGAUACACACUUUUUUCUCUGUCAUAGUCAUCUGCAACUUGCCAAUUUUUCAACAAUCACAUCUUAUUUAUUUUCGCCCAUUUUAACUCAUUGCGACAAAAAAUUGAAACAAAUUGGAUCAUCAAAAUUUGAUUUAACUAAAACAAUGUCUGUUGUGAUGACUUUGUGUGAUCAAUUUUAGUUGAGCAGCCAUUCCAAUUUUUUUCUUUCUUUUCAAUCAUAACCGUUUCACCAUUUAAGUUUUAAGUAAUACAGAGUUGAGAAGAGCUAGAAAAUCAACGAUUCAGCGAAAACAAACUAGCAUAAGUAAUGAAAAUGAACACAAAAACUUAAACUUGUUUAAAACAAAUUACGAUUAAGAAAGAAGGGAAAAUAAAAAGAAACCAAUUUUACAGAGAAAUA
This is a messenger RNA of Sitodiplosis mosellana (orange wheat blossom midge), 7672 nucleotides long. RefSeq lists its product as uncharacterized. The record is from RefSeq and is a predicted model, not a curated record. The coding region runs from base 5249 to 6385 and encodes 378 amino acids. NCBI's taxonomy places the organism in Eukaryota, Metazoa, Arthropoda, Insecta, Diptera, Cecidomyiidae. Gene Ontology annotation, biological process: embryonic development via the syncytial blastoderm; cell surface receptor signaling pathway via JAK-STAT. The transcript has 4 exons.